This is a messenger RNA of Calliphora vicina (urban bluebottle blowfly), 4866 nucleotides long. It is a transcript of the gene Tbc1d8-9, whose product is annotated as TBC1 domain family member 8/9. Gene Ontology annotation, molecular function: calcium ion binding. The transcript has 11 exons. The record is from RefSeq and is a predicted model, not a curated record. Bases 450 to 4304 code for a protein of 1284 amino acids. Lineage: Eukaryota; Metazoa; Arthropoda; Insecta; Diptera; Calliphoridae.
CACAUAUUUUCUGUGACAUUUACUUGAAAGCGGUGGAGUUGAAAGUAGAGAGAAAGUAUUUUUACAUUAUAAAUACGCAAUAAAAAUUAAAACUAAACGAUAAACAAAAGUUCAAAUCUUGUAAAAUUAAAGUAUUAUACAAUAAAUAUGAAAAAACAUGUAAUAUUUACAAAACAAAAAAAUGCCAAUAGAAAAGUGAUUAUUGUGAUUUUUAAAUAACAAUCAUACGGCUGUUGUAUUUUUCUUUUUCCAUUGCUAUCGUCAAAAAAAAGAAUCGAAACUUGAGUGCAUAAUAAUAGAGUUAAAACUGUCACAAAGAUAGCAGAAAAUAAAUAAAAGUCAAUUGUUAAUAAUUGAAGAUAAUUAAACGUUUAUGGGAAACUUUUCUUUGUGUUAAGUUUUUGCCAACUUUUUGUAUAACUUGAUAGAAGAAGAAACAUAUAAGCAAAAUGUGGAUAGAACCUAAAGAAAUUCUUUUACCAUCGGCAUUUUGGGUGGUGGAAAAACGUUCGAAUUAUUUUGUUUUGCACAAACGCCGAGGUCAUGGCGAAUCACGAGGUUUUGGUUCAUUAUUGGUGGGGACAUUUGACAGUGUAUUUGAUACGAAACCAGCCCCUUAUCGAAUAUUACAUCAAACUCCUAAUUCAGAAGUAUCCUACGAAAUUGCUAUUGGAAUAACGGAAGCAGAAAUAUACAAAGAUUGGGAGUGGCUAUCCCAAAAUCUAUUUAGAGUAUUAAAAGAAAUGGAAAGUGAAGAUGAAAUUACAAAUUUUACAAUCUGUAAAAUCAAAUCUUUGUAUACACAAAAUAAUCAAGAUGAAUCUGGAGAUUCGGCUGAUUUUAAAGUGAUGCAAUCGAAAUUUCGACAAUACUUCAAUAUGCCCGAAGAAGAGCAAUUAGUAAAUUACUAUUCAUGCACAUAUAUUAAAAAUAAAAUACCACGACAAGGACAUCUCUAUAUAUCACUUAAUCAUGUUAGUUUUUAUUCGUACAUGCUGGGUCAGGAGACCAAGAGAAGUAUACGUUUCACAGAACUCGAAGAGCUAUCUAAACAUGCAAAUAUUAUCUAUUUGAAAACCAAUAAUAAAAUGCAAUAUAAUUUUACAAUAUUAUUUGAUUAUGUAGAGGCCUAUGAAUUAAUAGAACAACUAAAUAAAAUGGCUAUACAAAGAAUAAUACAGGAUCCCGAUAGUCCCAUCAUAGAUCACGAUUCAUCGUUAUUGUUGCGGUUUGGUCGUAAAACCUCUAAGAAACCGGGUUUGUGCCGUGAUUUGACAGCCCGUCAGAAAUCAGAAGAAUAUCGUGUGUAUUUCCGUUUACCACAAUCCGAAAUUAUAGAUGGCACUAUUAAGGCUAAUUUAUGGACACCGUAUUCAAAACGUUAUAUCGGAGGAAAUAUUUAUUUAUCUACAAAUUUCUUUUGUUUCACUAGUGAAAUCAAAGAUUUCGUUAGCGUGGUCAUUCCUCUAAAAGUUAUUAAAAGUGUAGAGAAAAAGGACGAUGGCAAUCAUCGUUACGAAAAUCAAAUUGUUAUUAUAACUUCAGAAAAUGUACCAUUUGUAUUUGCUCAAAUAGUCGAUCGUGAUAUUUUAAUAACAAAAAUUACUGAUUUACUAUCAAAAUUUCAUGUUCCCAUCAGUCGUGAACGUCCAAAAUAUGAUAUAUCAUGGAGUAAACAAUCAGCCUUGAUCAAUACGUUUAAAACAAAAUUUACUCCGGAAAUGCAACGUAUACAAGAUGAAAAACUAUCUCGUUGGGAAUCACAUUUUCGUGAUUAUGGUCGCGGCGUAUCGAUGUUUCGUACUACAGCUGUAAUAAAUCUCAUUGUCGAAGGUAUUCCCGAAAAGUUGCGGCAAGAAAUAUGGAUGAUAUUUUCAGGUGCUAUACAUGAAAAAGAAAUGCAUCCUGGUCUAUAUGAGGAUUUAGUGGAAAAGGCCGCUUGUAUCAAACAUUCGUCAACGCACGAUGAAAUCGAACGAGAUUUGCAUCGAUCGUUGCCGGAACAUCCAGCUUUUCAAAAUGAUGACGGCUUGUUUGCUCUGAAGCGCGUAUUACAGGCAUAUGCUUUAAGAAAUCCGCAAGUUGGAUACACACAGGCCAUGAAUAUUGUAACUUCAGUAUUUCUACUGUUUUGUGAUGAGGAAAAUGCCUUUUGGUUAUUGGCUAGUUUGUGUGAAAGUCUUUUACCCGAUUAUUACAAAGAUAAAGUCGUUGGAGCACAGAUUGAUCAGGGCGUUUUAAAUGAAUUAGUUAAACAUUAUCUGCCCGAACUGCACCAUCAUUUAGAUGAAUUGGGUACCAUUAAAAUGAUAUCACUGUCAUGGUUCUUGACCAUUUUCAUCAGUGUUAUAUCGUACGAAAGUUCUUUGCAAAUAAUCGAUUGUUUCUUUUAUGAUGGAGCUAAAAUAAUAUUUGUUGUGGCUUUGCAAAUUUUGGAAUGGAACAAAGAGAAAUUGUUACGUUGCAACGAUGAUGGCGAGGCCAUGCUGGUACUUUCCAAAUUCUUAGAAGGUAUUUACAAUCCCGACUACGAUCUGCCAGUUGCAAAUGACAAACGCAAACGCACACAGUCUGUGCAAACGUUAAUCCACGAAGCCUACACAAAGUUCGGCGAUAUAUCUUUGCAAAGAAUAGAGGAGCUGCGUAAUAAACAUCGUCGAUUAACCAUGCGAAAAUUUGAUUUAGACAAUGAGGAAACCAUUGUGAAAUUCCACUCGGACAAUAUGUAUUUUAGCAAUGAGGAGUUACGCUUGUUAUUGGGAAUUAUUCGCGAGGAGAAGAUGGCUUUUCGCAAAGCACAUCUUCAGAAGUUGCAGGCCCACAUUGGUGAAUCUCCCAUUUUAGUGCCAUCACCUUCACCUACACACCCUCGAUUCGGUUUUCCCGACAACAACUGUAGUCGUGCUGAGGCAUAUAGUAUUGAUUUUGAUACAUUCCGUGUAUUAUUUUAUGAGCUGACACCAUGGCGCACAUGUGAAACGAUUGAUUUGUCUGAAAAGUUAUUCCGGCUUACCGACAAAAAAAGUACUGGCAUGUUAGAUUUCUCGCAAAUCCUGAAUGCAUUGGGUCUAGUAUGUUCCAGUAAAUAUACAGAAAAACUUAAACUUUUGUAUAUUUUGCAUUUACCACCUCUACUAUCUAAAGUUGAAAUCGAACAAGUAAGAAAUCCAAAAAAGAAAACUAAAGAUGAUGCUGAAGAAGCCAUCGAAGCUGAAGAUUUCUUUGGUGAUGAUCCCUCAGAAUCUAUCGAGGCCUUACCAUCACCUACCGACAAUAAUUUCGAUGAAAAUGAUUAUGCCUUAAUAACGGCCACACAAAAGCUACAUUCACUAGCAGGCAUAACAAGCAAUACUUUUAUGGACAUCUUAAGGACACCCAAUUUAUCUAGCGCCUCAAAUGCUUCAUCAAUGGCUGUCAAUGCUAGAACAUCGACAUUUUAUGUGGAUCUAUCAGAAGACGAAAAUAGCACACCUGGUGGUGGCGGUGCCACAGCCAUAAUGGCCGGUGUUGCUCGUUCUCAAAAUGGUUCGUCGACCAUAGCACAGUUGAAACAGCAAGGUCGUUUUGAAUCCAUAGAUACCUUUUCCGAUAUAUCCGAUCUGGGUGCUGCUAAAGUUACACCACCACAAUUAAAUGUCGAAACUAUAUCAAACUUUUCACAAAUCAGCGAUCUAAUAGUAAACACAAAUGCCAAAAGAGAUCGUACUGACUCGAAUACCGAUACGAAAAGUUUGGGCAGUUUACGUUAUCUUCUGGAUCAGCCAGAUGAUGCUAGUUCGCCUAAUAAGAAUAUACCGAAUAUGAAGAAGACUAAUUUCCAAAUAUUGUGGAGAAGUUUAGCAGAAAUUCUGGGCAAAACUGAUGCAGACAUGAAUCAAGCUUAUGAAAAUCUUUUAGAGUUGGGCAAGGACAAUAUAAGAAAGGAUUCCAGUUUGGAAAGUUUUACGCAACUGAAUUUGGGUGGCAAUGAAGAGCCUGAUUCGAAUGGAAAUCCUACUACCCCAUGUGAACCACUAACAACUACAAAAUUAUUUGUGGAUUUAGAAGAGGAAUUGAGACAAGCACGUUAUAAUGGAGGUGGAGAUGGGACUUUAACAUCAAACAACCAGAAAUCCAGUAAAAAUACUAGUUGUAGCAAUAGUUCACUAGACUUUGAUGAUUGGGAAAUAUCAAUUAAUCAAUUUAUUGCCACAGUUUUAGCAGUAACAACAAUUGUUAAAGGGUUCUACAAUCGUACACCCAUCAAAGAGAAUAUUGAAAAGAUGCAAAAGAACAGACGUAAAUGUAUAUCAUCGAAUUAUUAGCUAUCGAACACACACACACACAAUGUGUAUUAUAUAAACCAAUCAAAUUGUUUUUUUGUUUCAAAACAAUAAACAAAUACAAUUUAAAUAAAUAAUAGAAUUGCUCCUCCUUAGCAGGCUAAAAUAAAACUAUAAAAAUACAAACAACAGCAACCAUUUAAUGCAAGUUUUUAUAUAGAUUUUUUGAUCAUUUGAUUUAAGAUAAAUAAAUAUUUUAGCUUUAAAUUGUCUUUAAUUCAUUUUUUAUCACCUUGUUUUUCGCCUCACCAUUUAUUAAAAUUUAAAAAUAAACUUUUUCAUUUCUAAAUUAAAAAAAAUUGUACGUAAUAUAUUUUUGAUGCAUCAUUUAUUAUUGUAAUGGAAAUGUAAAAUAAUUAUAUGGAAAUGUUUUUAUUUAGCAAUUGAAGCGAAAUUAAGGAAAAUGGUGUUUACUUUUUUAAUAUAAAUGGUUACAAUAUACAAUAUUAUAUUUAUUAUAACGUAACAAAAUUUAAACAUAAAUAUACCUACUAUUAUUAAUAAUGCAUCAUACAAUUAAAUAAAUGUUGAAAUAUAUAAACAA